UUUUGACUGUUAAAAUGGAAACAAGUGAUAGCGGGGAAUUACCAGACGAUGGAAAUCAGUCAGCUGCCUCCACAGAGAGACGACGAAAACGAGAUUCCAGGAAUUGUAUAGAUCCUCCCAGCUUGGACCCUGAGAAUGAAACAUCUGGUUUCAGUAAGUUAAGAAAGACACACACACCACUGACAUACUCUGAUCCACCACUGGCAAACAUGGAUCCACCACUGACUCACUCUGACUAUACGACAGGGGACAAGUCUGAAUCGGACUCGAGCAGCUCUGAUGAGAGAGAAGUGAGUGACCCUGUGAGUACCUGGGAAUAUAAAGACCUGCUGGACUUAAACAUCCGUUACCCAGAGAAACCUGAACCGAUAGAAAACUUUAUCCAGGAAAUCAAGGACACCUUCAGAAACCGGAAGGGUUUCUGUCUGGAUUGCA
Molecule: messenger RNA, 435 nt
Organism: Saccostrea cuccullata (small rock oyster)
Lineage: Eukaryota; Metazoa; Mollusca; Bivalvia; Ostreida; Ostreidae
Exons: 2
Source: RefSeq, a predicted model, not a curated record